Aedes albopictus (Asian tiger mosquito) is the source of this 7404-nucleotide messenger RNA. RefSeq lists its product as uncharacterized. The transcript is spliced from 5 exons. NCBI's taxonomy places the organism in Eukaryota, Metazoa, Arthropoda, Insecta, Diptera, Culicidae. The coding region runs from base 608 to 6976 and encodes 2122 amino acids. Gene Ontology annotation, biological process: DNA integration. The record is from RefSeq and is a predicted model, not a curated record. Gene Ontology annotation, molecular function: nucleic acid binding.
GCUAUUACCGGACGCGCCUUUGCUACCAACGACUACUCAAAAAGAUUCGCCGACACUCAUACAGGGAAAUGCCGAUAACAGCUGUCAGAUGCUAGAGCGUAAUAGGGAAGCAAAACAGAAGAAUUAAGAACUAACUGAUGAGUAGGCAGUUUUAGAGAUCUUUUUCGGUGAAACAAAUAAGCAUUAAUAGUUACUAAAUUGAAUUCGUAUAAUUAUUAAUGGUGCAGUUAGCAGUGAACAGUUUAUUAAUCCGUAUUAAUAAGUUGCCAUAUCCAAGGUAAAUUCUGAUAUAAUUCAUUUGAAAUCGACCAGUUCUAAAAAAAAUAUGUUCCCUAAAAUUAAUCACAGAACGCAACGUAUAUCACUGUGAGCUAGCAGUGCACCAAAUUGGCCCGAUUACCUGUAGGAUCUGGCUAUCGUGAUUAAGGCAGCAAAACCUGUACCGUAGGGGUUCGCAUUCCGGAACAUACGGAACAUUAGAGCAGGCACUAAACGGAAAAUUUAACGUAUCCUAGUACCCAAUAAAGGAUUGUUUAAGUUUGCGGAACUUGUCUACCAUAUUGUUGCCAUCUUCGGGAACAAAUUAAAUUUUCCGUUUACUUCCGGAAUGUCAAGCCAAAGCGUGGCGGGUGCCGGAGAACAUCUCCGUAGAAAGAGGGAUUCUCCUGGUGGUGAGGGGGCGAGUUGCGGUACGUGCCGCCGUGUCGAUAAUAGUCGUAUGGUACAGUGUGACAAGUGUGACGUGUGGUAUCAUUACGAUUGUGUGAGCGUGGACGAUAGUAUUCAGAAUCAUGACUGGGAUUGCAACGGAUGUAUGAGGACAGAGCUGGAGAAGCAGAGGCGGGCUUUGAGCGAGCAGUUGGAGCGUCUUGAGCAGCAUCAGAGGCAGUGGCAACAGGAUCAACAAAGGCACCUAGAGCUGACGGAAAAACGGCAGAAGCUUGAGCAGUGGCAGCAACCAGAAGUGCAGCAGCGAAAGCAAGAGCAGGUCAUCCGAAUGCAGUUAGGACAGUUGCAGUUGCAGCAGCCAAGUGUGUCGUCUGGAGCAGUUAUGACUGGACUCGAAGCACCUCCGAACACCUCCGGAGCUAUUCCGAAGCAGCAUCGGCAUCAAGUCAAGAUCCUGGAGAAGACUACGUCGGAAAGAUUCACAGCACAUGAACGACGCAACACUGAGCCGCUGGCAAACUCAACCACCAACAAUGCGAGGACAACAGUCAGGACCGACAGAGCAUCGUCUAGGUCGUCGAAGCGUUCAGCGAAACUUAGAGAACUAGAAGCGAGGGCCCUGGAAGCUAGACAAGCGUUAGAGAUGAAGCAGUUGGAAGAACGACUCGCACUUGAGCGUGAAAUGUUGGAGUUCAGCGAUUCCGAGGCGGAAUCAAUUAUAAGUCUGGAGAAGAUAAAUGAGUGGCUAGAGAAAACGGAGAAUAUGGGGCAGCAAACUGGAAGUUCCUUGGAUGACACACCUCUGCCGGUGUAUAACGAAAUUCUUCGACAAACGGUUGCGUCAUCUGUGCAACAUGGUCUUCCAAGUAGCAACACACCAGUUGGGCCGACUGCGACUAAUCGUCAACUACCGGUAGCGGAAUCUUCUUUGCAUCAGCCGUUUGCAAUGCCGCAGCAAAUUGACAUGGCCUACGCUCCUGGUACACACUUCGGCCAUUCAAGACCCGGUAUUAACAUCCCAAGGGUUACAGCGAACCAAGUAACGAACUACCAACCGGUGUUCGGCGGAUAUUCAUCGGUCCCCGUGUAUACUGUAGCGUCUCAGCGACCGAUAAUGUCUACAACAUACCCGGCGGUAAACCUUCCGCAUCUCGUCGCUCAGAACGUGGUUAACUCACAAGGUAGCAGCCAGCCGCCGCUGAUGACAUCAACUCCGCGGCAAAACUCCCUUCAGCAGCAAAUUGGCAAUGAUCCAAUUCCACUCACCAGCAGCCAUCUAGCGGCGAGACAGACGGUGAAGGACUUGCCGAAGUUCGGUGAGGAUCCCGAGGAUUGGCCACGAUUCAUAGCAGCGUACGAGCAAACCUCCAGGAUGUGUGCUUUUCGGAAUGACGAGCUGCUCGAUCGUCUGGAGCGGAGUCUUCACGACAGGGCACUUAACGCCGUCAAGAGUCUGCUGCUUCAUCCAGACAACGUGUCGGCAAUAAUGAACCGUUUGCGAACCCUCUUUGGUAAUCCGGAGUCCAUCGUGGAGACAAUGGUUCAGAGAAUCCGCUUAAUGCCACCACCUAAAGCCGAUAAGAUAGAGACGAUCGUUGACUUUGGCGUCGCAGUGCAGAACUUGUGUGCAACAAUACAGGUUUGCCAGAUGGAUGAACGGUUCUACAACGUUGCUCUAAUGCAAGAGCUCGUCGAGAGUCUGCCGUCAUCGUUGAAGAUUAAGUGGGCAAUCCAUCGGAAAGAGAUUGGAGCAGUCACGCUCUUGCACUUCAAUCACUGGCUCGGCGAGAUGGUUGAAGCUCUGUGCCAAAUAAUGCGGCCAGCGGUGUGGGCUAAACCCGAGCAUAAGUCGGACAGAAAGAAUAGGAGAGACGAAGCCUUUGUUCAUGCGCAUUCUUCGCAUAUGCCAGAAGAGGUAGACAGCAAUAGUUGCCUUGCGUGUGGAAAUCAAUGCAGUGCUCUCGAUGUGUGCAGCAGUUUCCUCGAGAUGUCGACGAAUGCAAGAUGGGCAUUGGUGAAUGAAAAGAAGAUUUGCCGCAAAUGUCUAACAAAGCACUUCAAAACCUGCGAUAGGAAGGUUCCAUGUAACCAGAACGGGUGUAGUUUUCUUCAUCACCGGUUACUACACGAUGACAGCAAACACAAGAAACCAUCGUCUAGCAUUUCGACGCAGGACGCCUCUGUGAAUGCACACUACAACUUGCUGAACAGAGUACUGCUGAAGUACGUUCGAGUCACGAUUCAUGGUAAGGGGAAAUCGAUCACUACGUACGCUUUUCUGGAUGCUGGAUCUACUUCAACGCUGAUGGAACACAGUUUGUGGGAGGAGCUCAACUUAAAUGGUGAAAAAUCUCCGUUAUGCAUCUCGUGGACUGGUGGACAAGGUCGGUAUGAAGAAGACUCAGUUGUUUUCUCGGCGGAGAUCACCGGUGCUCAAACUCCAGGGCACAGCUUCCACCUCUCAGAAAUACACACAGUGCGUAGCCUCGACCUUCCUGCGCAAACACUGUCGGCACAGAAUCUAGCGAAACAGUUCCACCAUCUAUCAGGUCUUCCAAUCGAAUCGUACGUUGCCGUGAAGCCAAGAAUUCUGUUGGGAAUUGACAGCUGCCGACUGGAGUAUCCUCUCGAUUCAAAAGAAGGUGGUGAAAAUCAGCCAACAGCGGUUCUAACACGGCUGGGCUGGGUAGUCUACGGUCCAUGCUCAUCGUCGGAAGGACAAAUAGUGAAGAAGGACGUUUCAUACGGAUACCAUAUCUGCCAAUGUGAAGGACUGCAUUCAACUGUCAUGAAGUACUUUUCUAUGGACAGCCUUGGGAUCAAACUGACCGGAAGACCGCUGAUGUCAAAGGAUGAUGAACGAGCGCUGGCUCUGCUGAAGACAAACACGAUUACAAAGGGUAGAAAGUACGAAACAUGCCUACUAUGGCGCUACGACGAAGUCCGGCUGCCAGAGAGUAAGCCCAUGGCCCUAAAGCGACACGACUGCCUUGAUAAGCGCAUGACUCGGGAACCAGAACUAGCACGAGAGCUGCAGGAGAAAAUAUUGGACUAUCAAACGAAAGGGUACAUCCGCAAGCUGUCGGCACAAGAGGAAGCAACGCACACCGGACGAUCAUGGUAUCUGCCCAUCUUUCCGGUGGUGAAUCCGAACAAACCUGGGAAGCUGCGCAUCGUCUGGGACGCCGCUGCUAAAGUAGGAAAGCUAUCACUCAACUCAUUUCUGUUAAAGGGUCCUGAUCAAACUACUCCGCUACGACACGUCCUUCAUCGAUUCCGAGAGUUUCGUACCGCAGUGACUGGGGAUAUACGGGAAAUGUUCCACCAAGUCCGGAUCAAUUCCGAAGAUCAGCAUUUCCAGAGGUUCCUGUGGAAUGAUGGUGUCGCCGGAAAGGCUCCCUCUACGUACGUAAUGGAAGUUAUGACGUUCGGCGCGUGUUGCUCUCCAAGUAGUGCACAAUACGUAAAGAACAUCAAUGCUGAGCGAUUCAGAAAUCAGUUCCCAGCUGCAGUAGAGGCGAUAUGUGAUGGGACGUACGUGGACGAUAUGCUCUGCAGCGUAGAAACUGAAGAAGAAGCCAUGAAACUCGCACAGGACGUGCGUCAAAUACACGCGGAAGGAGGAUUUGAAAUACGAGGAUGGCUGUCAAACUCCAAGAAAGUAGUUGAAUCCAUGGGUGAGCAGCGACUAAUCCAGAAGGACUUGUACAAAGAUGGCGAGCUGACAUCGGAGAAGGUCCUGGGAAUGUGGUGGCACACGACAGACGACACGUUUACAUUCAAAAUUCCAAAGCGAUGCCGGCUUGAGCUGUUGUCCGGAGAACAAGUCCCCACGAAACGAGAAGUUCUGCGAAUCCUCAUGUCAAUCUACGAUCCUCUAGGAUUUCUUGCCAAUAUUCUGAUGUUCUUGAAGGUGUUACUCCAAGAGAUUUGGCGCUCAAAUAUAGGUUGGGACGAACCAAUAUUGGAUCAGCAGCUAGAGAAGUGGAGAACGUGGCUCAGCGUUCUGCACGGCGUACACAAAGUAAAUGUUCCUCGUUGUUACCGGUCCAAGACUUCCUCAAUAGUUGAAAGCAACGAAGUUCAACUGCAUGUCUUCGUUGACGCGAGCGAAAACGGAUACGCAGCGGUCGUUUAUUUGCGCUUCCAAGAGCACGGCAUAAUUGAGUGUGCCUUUGUUACUGCUAAGACCCGCGUUGCUCCCCUAAAAUACGUAUCUAUUCCUCGACUAGAGCUUCAAGCGGCAGUGAUUGGCGCACGUUUGGCGAAAGACGUUGGCGAAACCCACAGGAUCCCAGUUAGAAAACGGUUCUUCUGGACCGAUUCCAGGGAUGUGCUGAGCUGGCUACACUCGGACCACAGAAGGUACAGCAAAUUCGUCGGCGCGAGGAUUGGGGAAAUCCUGGAAAAUACCGCUUUGUCAGAAUGGUUCUGGAUCCCGACGAAGCAGAAUGUAGCUGACGAGGGCACGAAGUGGCAGAAGAUCCCCGACCUUUCUCCGUCAAGCCGUUGGUUUAAGGGACCGGAUUUCCUAUGGCAUCAGGAUAGUGAGUGGCCAGUCCAGCCGAUAAGUAACGGAAUAACUACGACCGAAAUGAAUGCUGUAGUGAGCGUCCACGUUACACAUGAGCCCGUCCUAAAUAUGACGAAAUACUCUAACUGGCGAAACCUCCUCCGAGUCACUGCAACUGUACUUAGAUUUGUCAGCAACAUCCAAGCUAGGCUACACAAUCGUGCACCAGUUAGUGGAGUUCUUAAUCAAUUUGAACUAAUCAAAGCAGAACGCUGUAUAUAUCGGCAGAUUCAGCUAGAAGCCUUUGGCGAGGAGAUUGCGUUAUUAAAGCGCCCUAAGUUCGGAGAUGCGAAAUACGCGAGUCUGGUCCCCAAAAGUAGCUCCCUCUACAAGCUCUCGCCGUUUCUGGAUGACCACGGAGUGUUGCGGUCAGGCGGAAGAACUACUGGAUGCCAAUUCAUCAGUGAAGAUGCCGUUCAUAAUAUUCUGCUGCCAAAGAAUCAUCCAGUCACGACACUGAUUAUCCAAUUCAUCCACGAUCGGUAUCACCACCUGAACCACGAAACUGUCGUGAACGAACUGCGGCAAAAAUACUGGAUCCCACAGCUACGAAGAACCUGUUACAAAGUUCGACAGCAAUGCCAGUUCUGCAAGAACGCCAGAGCUCGACCACAGCCGCCGGUUAUGGCCGACCUUCCUACAGCUCGCCUAGCAGCAUACACAAGACCGUUCUCCUAUGCUGGGAUCGACUUUUUCGGGCCAAUGCAAGUUGUCAUAGGAAGGCGGAUUGAGAAGAGAUGGGGUGUACUGAUCACUUGUUUGGUGGUACGCGCCGUCCAUAUAGAAAUAGCUCAUUCGCUCAAUACUAGCUCCUGUAUCAUGGCAUUACAGAAUUUUAUAGCCCGACGCGGGAUUCCUCUGGAGCUGUUUAGUGACAGGGGAACAAAUUUCAUUGGUGCCAACCGUGAAUUAAACGAAGCUCUUCGAUCUCUUGAUAGAAACAAGCUCAUGCAAGAAUUUGUGACUCCACUUACGAAGUGGUCUUUCUUGCCUCCAAGUAGCCCGCAUAUGGGAGGAAGCUGGGAAAGACUGGUUCAGUCAGUAAAGAAGGUCCUGCGAAACAUGCAUCUACCAAGAACACCAACGGAUGAAGUUCUACGGAAUAGUUUGAUCGAAGUAGAAAACAUCAUCAAUUCGCGCCCCCUCACCUACGUCCCCAUCGAAAACUCCGAGAGCGAGGCUCUAACGCCUAAUCAUUUUUUAUUGGGUUCUUCUGGAGGCACAAAACCAUUAGUGCCCUAUGAUGAUAAACCCGCCACGCUGAUCAAUAGUUGGAAAACCUCGCAGAUCUUCGCCAACAUGUUUUGGAGACGAUGGCUCCGAGAAUACCUGCCAACGAUCACUCGCAGGACAAAAUGGCACUACCCGGUGAAACCAGUUCAAGUUGGAGACGUGGUGAUAAUCGUCGACCCCGAUCUACCGAGGAACUCGUGGCCAAAAGGACGGGUCAUGGAAGUCAGCCAUAAAAACGGCCAGGUACGCAGUGCAACGGUAAGAACUUCGUCAAACAUAUACGAACGGCCAGCGGUUAAGCUUGCAGUCUUGGACAUCGGCGCAACGGAGAGUACACAGGAACCUGGACCCUAUGUACUGGCGGGGACUGUUCCGCUAUUACCGGACGCGCCUUUGCUACCAACGACUACUCAAAAAGAUUCGCCGACACUCAUACAGGGAAAUGCCGAUAACAGCUGUCAGAUGCUAGAGCGUAAUAGGGAAGCAAAACAGAAGAAUUAAGAACUAACUGAUGAGUAGGCAGUUUUAGAGAUCUUUUUCGGUGAAACAAAUAAGCAUUAAUAGUUACUAAAUUGAAUUCGUAUAAUUAUUAAUGGUGCAGUUAGCAGUGAACAGUUUAUUAAUCCGUAUUAAUAAGUUGCCAUAUCCAAGAACACAACGUAUAUCACUGUGAGCUAGCAGUGCACCAAAUUGGCCCGAUUACCUGUAGGAUCUGGCUAUCGUGAUUAAGGCAGCAAAACCUGUACCGUAGGGGUUCGCAUUCCGGAACAUACGGAACAUUAGAGCAGGCACUAAACGUAAGUAAUUAUGUGAACAGUUGGUUUGGUAUUAAUUACUGUAUAAUGAAAUACUUAAAUUGAUUAUUAUGACAUACAGGGAAAAUUUAACGUAUCCUAGUACCCAAUAAAGGAUUGUUUAAGUUUGCGGAA